AUGGAGGACAGUUCGGUGGUGGAGCUUGAGAAGAGUACGAUGUCGUCGGCGAAGCGGAGGUUUGCACUAGAAGACGCGAUGCGCCAACUUGGAUGGGACGAAGAGCACGACUGGGAAGACAGUACAGACAUCAGAGGCAUCAACAUCGACGGCAAGGUCCUCACAAAUUUAGAAUAUUUUCAAAUAAUCGUCAUUUUUAGAUUUAACACGCUGUCUCUGUAAUAAAAAACAGCGGGAACAGAAAAAAAAUUUUUUUUUUGAUUUUGGUGAAAUUUCAAGCAGUGUUAUCAUAUGACAUCAGGAUUGUGGAAAUAACUUUUUGAGCCAUUCCCUCUUACUGUAGCCGGGUUACGGUAGGCGGCUGAACAAUUUACGAGUUUUUUUUUUACUAGGAAAGUUGUAUAUUAUUCGAUAGGUAAAGCAAUUUUAGGAUUUUACAGAUGACCAUACCGUAACCCGGCUACGGUCAGAGGGAAUGGCUCAAAAAGUUGUGUCCGCAAUCCUGACGUCAUAUGAUAACGCUGGUAGAAAUUUAAUCAAAAUCAAAAAAAAUUUUUUUUUUCUGUACCCGCUGUUUUUGAGAAAAUUCUGAGAACUACUUUUUCUCCGUGAAGUGUCGUGUGUCGUGUGCAUGCACUGCGCCGCUUUCGCGCAGAAAAUUGUGUUUAUGUCGAGAAAUUUCGAUUCGUCAUAAAGACCUCUGGCAACACGGUGGCUUGCGCCUUUAAUAAGCCCUUUUAUUUAAGCUUUUAAAGCCGAAAUGCCUGACAUCACGUGGGAACGGCGAAUAUUUUGACUCCGCCCACCGUGUUUUUGGUUUCUCAUUCUCUUCCACUAACAAAAACGCCGUGGCGUGUUAAAAAACUGAAAAAUCCUUGAAAGGAUAGAUUUUUUUCCAACUGAAAGCUCUUACAGAUAAAAAUCCGAGACGAGGCAGAGAGUCCGAAACGAAGAAAGUCUUGGCCGUUUUUCAAGCCGGUUUUCACGUUCAUCCACUCGGAUUUGGACUAUUUCGUGCUCAAGUACUUCCAAGACUUUUACGAUUGGACGGAGCUCUGUCAGAGAAGGCCUGUCGACUGGAGAAGCAAAUUCCGAGCGGCUAAGACUUUCGCCGAGGAAAAUGACAACUUGUGCAGGAAGCUGACGGUUCUCACGUACAUGACGAUUACACGGGGGAAUCGGCUCGAUUUCUGGCCAGUUAUCGAGGAAAAGUGGAAGGACAAGAAGCUGAAUUCGGUGAUUCCUGACCUCAUCCGAAGCUACCCGCUGACUGCUGUCGGUUCUGAAGACGUCUAUGGAACUACCGUCCUAGAAUUCCAAAGAGUUCACGGAUUCCGUGUGGUUGCCCAGUUCCGAUGCGCCGAUUAUAAUAAAUUGGAGCAGUCCUGGCUUCUGACGUCCCACGGGCUACUGACCGCCAUUUCCGUCUUGGAAAAAUCCGCCGCCAUGAAAUUUCUGACCCUUCACCUGGUCGCUCUGAGGAACGCCACCCACGGCUAUUAUGCAACCCUGAGCGAUGAAAACGAGGCGAAAUACGCGGCCGAACGAGAUCGACAGGACGAGAUGUGCGAGAGGGCCACGAGGACCGGCCUUUUCUACAAGAACCUUCUGGAGACGGCCAUCGAGCUCGCCGAGUCCUUUGAGGUGGGUCCUGAGGCGAAAAAAAAAAUUAGCUCUGCGCCAUCUGAUUUGGAAAAAAGGGGCUUCCGAGAAAUGUUUCCUCUAUAGCUGAUUCACGGCUAGCUUAGGAUGCUAAGGGGGCGUGUCCUGUCUGCGCUCUCCACGAGCCAGGCAAUAUCUCGUGCGUUAUCGUGUCAGGACUCUUUUUUUAGAUGGCUCAAACCAGCCGUGAAUCAGCUAUAUCAUUUGUCAUUUUUAAACAUUUCUAGAGCUUUUUUCAAUAAUUUUCUGCUGGGAAGGAAUUUCUAAAGAUGGGUCAUACGGUAGCUCAAAAGAUUACGGUAAAAAGCUUCGAAAAUUCAUAUCUCGGCAAAAAAUCAACAGAUCUCAACCAAAUCUUGUCACAAGGUGUAAGAUGAUUAUAUUCAAUUUUUAAAAAUUUAGAAACUCAUUUUUGCUCGCUAUUGCUCAUACUAUAGAAAAAAACCAGUAUAUAAUUUUUAAAAAAAUCAAAACUCAUGCUUGCUCGAUAUUGCUCAUAAUAGAGAAAAACCAGCAUUUUUUUUUACUGAGUUCUUUCAAAAACACAAAAAUUACGCUAUCUAUCGAGCAAACUUGAAUUAGGUGAUUUUUUUGUAUUUUUUUAAAAACUUCUGGUCUAUUUCUGAUGGAUUUUAGGUAGAAACACCUUUUUUUUUAUUCGGACUCUCAUUUUGCUCUUGAUGACUAGAAAAAAAUUCCUAAUAAUAUAUAUUUUUUUGAGAUGCUGGAACCUCUGAUGGCGCGAUUCGCCUGGGAACCGAGCAUUUUCGUCAAAUGGCACGAAAAUGGUUACUUCGAGGGAACACCCGAGCUGGACGAGCUCUGGAACUCCCGCGAGGUGGAAGAUCUCCAGGAUCCUUUGGCCGAUCGGCUCGUGGAAAUCUACGCAGAUCGUCUCCCACAGUACCCAAUGAUCACCAAUCCAAGCGCACAAGUUGGCCAGUUGGGGGAGAUUGUCGGGUGUAGGGUGGAACAACGGAAGGCGUUCCAACGCCGGUCCGGAAUCAAGAAGAUGUUGGCUCUCGACGGCGAAGAGCUCAUCGAGCAGACCAAGGUAAAAUUCGAGUGUUAAUUUCACUCAAGUUGUCACUUUUUCAGCUCUUUAAGAAGAGACUAGAGGUGUCAGCUCUUUUUUCGCAUAGUUAAAACGAAUAAUAAGUUUCUGACUGACUAGCAUCCAAUGAAAAGACCGUAAAAUCCCGUUUUUCAUGUACGAAUGCAAGGACCUCUUGCUGAAUUUUAGAGUGGUCCCUAUAGUGGUUAGGAUGAUAAACAGCCCCUAUAAGGGCUUAAAAAUUGUCCCCAUAGGGUUAAAAUCAAGGCGGUCCCUAUAGGGGUUUAGAGUCUGACCCCUUAGCCCCUGAAUCUUAAGUGGUCCCUAUAGUGUUUAGGGAGAUAAACAGCCCCUAUAGAGGCCGAAAAAGUGGUCCCUAUAGGGGUUUAAGGUCUGACUCCUUAGCUCCUAAAGCUCAAUUUGUCCCUACAGACUAAACUGAGCUGAGGAAAUUUGAAGUGUUUACUUGAGGGGUGAAGUCAAAUAAAUCUUUAAAAUAUUUGUUCAAGUGACCACUUUAGCAAAUUUUCAAGAACCACUCCAACUAAACUUGGGCGAAAAUAUCACAGUAAAAAAUAAAUAAUCGUCUAUUUCGAAACUAAAAUUGAAAGUGGUGUUUUUAUCAAGCUCCUAACUUCAAAAAUGACCAGAAAGCAGCUCCAAAUGCAAUUUUCAAACAGUUUUUGAUCAAUAUUUAGCCUAAUAAGCUUAGGAACUCCAGAGAGGUCCCUACAGGGGCCCUUGGAGGGUCCCUUUCACUUUACCAACCCGUACAGGGUAUACUAAACCUUGCAAAAGUGGUCCCUAGAGGGGUUUCAGUUAGUACCAUCUCGAUUUUACCCUUAUAAGGACUACUUUUUCGGUCUAUGGAGUUAUUUGGGAAUUUCGGAGAAGUAGUUCUUGAAAAAAUUUCUUACCAAAUUCGUAAAUGCAGUCAUUGAAAAAAAAAUUAGAGUAGGAGAAUUUUUUUUUUGUUUCAGAAAAUUUUUAGGGUUCACUUAACUCUCUAUUUUUGUACUUUGAUAAAUGAAAUUAUCAAAAAAACGCCGUUUAAGGCAAGUAAAGUUGGGAGGGUACUUUAAAGAAAUUUGAAAAAAAUCUGAUUUUUAGUAGAAGAUUCUUCAAAAUUCCUCUGACAUAAAAAUCCGAAUUUUCAGUUUUUUUCUUCCGAAAAGGAGGUUUUUUUCAGCCUUUAUAGGAUUUUUUGAACUUUUUUUAUUUGUUUUUACAUUUUCACAAAGGAAGCGCUCAAAAACGCGCUAGGAAGCUCUUUCAAUGACCUAAGUGUUACCUAGAGUGAUCACUUAAUCCCUUAAGUCGUCACUUGAUCAUCUAAACCGUCACUUAAACAUCUGAAUCCUCACUUAACUUCCCUAAAGUCGUCACUUAUUUCCCCUGAAGCCUUCACUUAACCGCCCUAGUGGCCACUUAAUCAGUUACAGCUAGAAAAUCCUUAAGGGACCACUUCAUAACCCUUCAGCUCAAAUAAAUGUACAAGUUCAAGGUCUACGAGGACGAGUUCGACGACUUCCAGUUUGAAAUGGAGCUGGACGAGCUCGAGGAAGAGUGGAUCUCUAAUAUUCGCGACAAAGUCAAGGCCUAUCAAAAGUCCCAAAGUCAAGGAAAAUAAUGAUCUGAUUAUCUGAAAAUUGUAUUGUUAUUAUAUCAAUAUUGCCCUUUUUAUGAUUUUUUGAAAUAAAGUUUAAAAAUUAUUUUCUUCCAAGUUUUUUUAAAAAGGUACUUGAAUACCUUCUAUAUUUGCUUUUUUUCGAUUUUUUUGAAGGGUUUUUUUGAAAAAUUGAAUAGUUGAAUUUCACCUGGGAAAGUCAAAUUUUUCGAAAAAUUUAAAUUUUCAGAUUUUAAAGCUCAAAAAAAUACAUAUUUUCAAGGGAUUUUCCGAUAGAAAAAGGUGAUUUUAAAGCACAAAUUACAAAAAAAUGAAAUAAAUUUUUUUAGAGUGAGAAAAAAAUGAGCAUUCAUGUGAUGGCGAUCCAGCACAGAGCAUUAUUUGAAAUCAUGGUAGGUUUUUCAAAAAAAUAAAGUCGUUAAUUAUUUUAUUUAUACAUUCUAGGGGGCACUUAUUUGAAUAUAGUCGUAGCUUUUCAAUAAAGGAUUUUUUUUUUCCUUAUUAGGAUCUUCAGAGUGGUCCCUUUAGGGGUAAAAAGCCAUUAUAGGGACCGAACAAGUGGUCCCUAUAAGGGUAAAAUCAAGGUGGUUCCUAAAGGGGUUUAGGAUCUGAUUCUUAGCCCCUAAAGCUCAAGUGGUCCCUAUAGGGGUUUAGGAUCUGAUUCUUAGCCCCUAAAGCUCAAGUGGUCCCUAUAGAGAUGACGAAAAAAUACAGCCCCUAUAUGGGUCGAAAAAGUGGUCCCUAUAAGGGUUAGGGGUCGACUCCUGGACCCCUAAAACUCAAGUGGCCCCUAUAGGGGUCGUUCAAUUUUAUUCAAAAAAUGCUUAUUUGUUUAGUUUUUUGGGAAAUUUUUUAGAUGGCCACUAUUGGGUUUUGACGUUUUAGUGACCACUAUAGUAGUCAAGUUAGUGGCCACUCAAGGGGUUAAAAAUUGUGGUCACUGUAGAGGUCUAAGUGCUACUAAUAGACCACUAAGUGGCCACUUUAAGGGUCAAUAGAUCAACAUAACUGGUCCAAUCUGUUUGUUUUAAAAUUAUCAGAGUUACGUAAAGGAUACUGGAUGAAAAACUACUGAAGUGGCCACUAAAUGAAGAACCUCUAUAGUGGCCACUAAACGGAAAAUAGUGGCCAUUAUAAAGGUGGGUUUAGUGGCCACUUUAGUGUCCUUGGCGAGUCUCUAUAGUGGCCACUAAAUUUUCCCAGUUUCGCAUAGAGUUCAUGAAAAUUGCAGGCUAGCAUUUCCCCUAUAGGGGCCACUUCUGCAAGCUUCAGUGGCCCCUAUAGUGGACUCUCCAAGAGCCCCUAAAUUUGCGCCUAUAGGGACCAUUAUGGAGCUCCUAAAUAGGCGCAAAAUAAUAAUUUUUCAUUUUAUUGAAAAUCUUCGCUAUUUCUAUACAUGUUUCAUAGUCCCUAGUUGAUUUUUUUUUCCAAUAAUUUUCAAUACCUUUAGUGGCGUCUAAAAAGUCCUGUUACAGAUGAGAUUGCAAGACAAAGUAUUGGAUGAGAGCCAAAGGAAGUCCUGGUCGGACAUCACGUCGGUUUUCGCGUUCAUCCACUCCGACUUGAACUCCUUCUUGGACUUCUACUUCCAAGACGUUUACGACUGGACGGAGUUUUGCCAAAAACGAGCCGCCGUCGACUGGAAAAGGAAAUUCCAUGAGGCCAAGUUGUUCAUGGACGAGAACGACGACAUGAACCGGAAGCUGACGGUUCUCACAUAUUUGACGAUCACAAGAAGGAAUCGACUCGAUUUCUGGCCCGUUCGGGAGAAUGACGACGACGACAAGAAGCUGAAUUCAAUUAUCCCUGACCUCAUCCGAAGCUACCAUCUUGUUUCUGUCGACUCUGGAGACGUCGAUGGAACCACCGUCCUUCAAUUCCAAAGAGUUCACGGCUUCCGGCUGAUCGGACAACUCCGAUGCGCUAGUCCCAAAAAGUUGGAACACUCCUGGCUUCUGACGUCCCACGGGCUUCUGACCGCCAUUUCCGUCUUGGAAAAAUCCGCCGCCCUGAAACUUCUCACUCUUCACAUGGUCGCCCUCAAAAACGACACCACAAACUUUUAUGCAACCCUGAGUGAGGAGGACGAAGAAAAGUACGAAAGUGAACGGGAUCGACAGGAAGAGAUGUGCGAAAGGGCCACCCGGACCGGCCUGUUCUACAAGAACAUCCUGGAGACGGCCAUCGAGCUCGCCGAGUCGUUUGAGGUCGUUUUGUGUAUUUUUUUUUGCUUUUUCGUUGUACUUUUUGACCGAAAGGCAAACGUUAAAAAACACAUCGGAAGGGGUCGGAAAAUGCUCCUUAGAAAUUUUCCUUUUUACUGCCUUUUUGCGCCUUUUCAUCGGCCAUUUUGCAGCUUUUUUGCUCCCUUUUUUUACCUUGAGUCUUUGAAAUUCUAGAAAAGUUAUAAGGCUCGAAAAAGGGACCCUUUUUGCUCCCUUUCUGCAGCCUUUUUUCCCUGUCAGUUCCACUACAAAAAAUGUCCAUAGAUGAACUUAAUUUGUAUUGAAGAUGGUUUGGACCGAUUCACUUCACUGAAAAAAAGAGAUUGGUUAUUACGGUGUUUUUCUACAGUAGGCCGGAAAAUGGGCGGAGCCUGGUUCUAACUAUUCAGGAAGUUGUUUACUAUACGUAAUAGUAAGGAGAGCUCUCAGGAACAGUAAGAAAUUGAAUUAAACUAAAAGAAAAACAGUCUUUUCAGGGGCCUGAAAAGUGUUCCCUAUAGGGGUUUAGGGUCUGACCCCUUAGCCCCUGAAGCUCAAGUGGUCCCUAUAGGGAUCUUUCAUUUUCAUUCAAAAAACGCUUAUCAGUUUUUCGCAUGGAACUUCUUUUUCACCUUUUUGCGGCCUUUUUGCGGCCUUUUUUGAGCCUCUUCCUUUUUCCACCAUUUCUCGAACCUUCAAGUUUUAGAAAAGUUAUAAAGUUCGAAAAAGGGACCCUUUUUGCAGCCUUUUUUGAGCCCUUCUCUUUUAGCGGCCAUUCUCCACCGUUCCGACUCUGCCCAAGUGAAAGGUCCACAAAGAAAUUUUAAAUUUUCAAAAUAUGCGUUUUCCUUCUUAUCAAUUCAUCAGAGCUUUAUUCUACUUUUAUAUCGAUAAGAAAAAUGAUGAAUUUUAUGUAGAAAGACACAUUCCAGGUCCUCGAACCCAUGAUGGUUCGAUUCGCCUGGGACCCGAGUAUCUUCGUCAAAUGGCACAAAAAAGGCUACUACAAGGGGACGCCGGAGCUGGACGAGCUCUGGAACACGCGAGAGGUCGAGGAGCUCCACGAUCCGCUCGCCGAACGACUCGUGGAAGUCUACGCGGAUCGUCUUCCACGCUAUCCGCUGAUCACGAAUCGAGGCACGCCGAGUGGCAACUUGGGGGAAAUGAUCGGAAGCAAGCCGGAGCAACUCAAGGCGUUCCAUCGCCGGUCCGGAAUCAAGAAGAUGUUGGCUCUCGACGGCGAAGAGCUCAUCGAGCAGACCAAGGUAGAAUUCGAGUGUUAAUUUCACUCAAGUUGUCACUUUUUCACCUCUUUAAGGAGAGGCUAGAGGUGUGAGCUCUUUUUUCGCAUAUUUAAAACGAAUAAUAAAUUUCUGAUUGAACAGGCCGUAAAAUCCCGUUUUUCAUGUACGAAUUUUCAAUGACCUCUUGCCUAGGAUUUUUAGAGUGAUCCCUAUAGUGGUUAGGAGGAUAAAAAACUUCUAUAUGAGCCGAAAAUUUUUUUUUCAAAUAGAAAUUGAAAUGGAUAAAAUGAUGUUCCUCGGCAUCAUUCCAUUCUUCCUUUGGGAGCAAGCCCGACUCGGCAUAUAAGUCUUUAUUCCGUAGCGCACGCUAGCAGUGCGCUACGUCAGAGUGAUGUUGUAAAGAAAGUUGGGGCGAACGCCCACAGGCAUUCGUCACUCAAGAGCACAUGUUCACUUAACACAAUGAGAUAUAAACAACAAUUACAUCCCCUCCGAUUACGGAAGAUGCUUCGUCCCCGAAGCAAAGAAAAAAAAUGUAGGAUAUUAAGAGCGAAUAAAAAAAUUUAGGGAGAGACAGAAGAAAAGAAUGAUAAAAGAGAGAUGCUUAACAUUUCAACACUAUUGAGAAAUAUAGAAGAGGACUAUCACAUCCCCCCCUUCGCCGAAAGUCUCGUCCCGAGACUUCAUUGAAGUGAGAGAAUGGUUGUCGAAGUGAACAUGUGAAAUAAAGACAAGAUGGAAUAAAUGCCGGACUCUGAAUGCCUGAGUUCGGUGCUCAACAAUUGAUUCGCUACUUCGACUUGAAAAGGAUAGAAAUUAAAAUUUUGAGUGGAAAAAUCUCUGAUAGAGGUCUUACAAAAUACAACUUCUUAGUGAUAAGAAUUCAUACUUUAACAGACCACACUAACUGUCAAAAUGCAAAUUAAUCAACAACAUCCGAAAUUCUUAUUUGAACAGCCAUGCUUACUGAACAAUUAAUAAACCAUUACAUCACACCACAAAUGUAAUAAGUUUGAGAAUCAUGUAUUGUUGUUUGUGUAUCACUAGAAAACGAAUUAAAAAAUAAGGCACAUAAUAGAUAUGGAAAAAAACAGAAAAAGUUUUACCAGCGAACCGCAAGACAGUUGUUCUUCAUCUGCUCGAGUGCUACUUCGUAGAGGUCUCGCAAUAAGCCACAGAAGAACGAGCGACAGUUAAUAUCAUCGAAGUAGUUGUUGAAUGGACUGGUAGCGAAUCAAGGAGUAGAGGUAGCUUUCUUAGAUGGAAUAUGAGGAAGACUGGAGUAGAUCUUCCGCCGGAUGGUACAUGGCGGAAGUUUCCGGGAUCUCCAUGAAAUGGAUAAAAUGAUGUUCCUCGGCAUCAUUCCAUUCUUCCUUUGGGAGCAAGCCCGACUCGGCAUAUAAGUCUUUAUUCCGUAGCGCACGCUAGCAGUGCGCUACGUCAGAGUGAUGUUGUAAAGAAAGUUGGGGCGAACGCCCACAGGCAUUCGUCACUCAAGAGCACAUGUUCACUUAACACAAUGAGAUAUAAACAACCAUUACAAAAUCAUUAAUUAUCUCCCUUAUACACUCUCGGGAGCACUCAUUCAAAUAUAGUCAUAGCUUUUCAUAAAUUGUUCCCUUCCUACGGACUCCAGAGUAGUCCCUAUAGCGGUUAGGAGAAAAAACAGCCCUUAUAGGAGCCGAAAAAGUGGACCUAUAGACUUUGAAACCCUGUAGGGACAACCUUGAUGGAGUAAAAUCAAGGUGGUCUCUAUAGGGGUUCAGGGUCUCAUCUCUUAGCCCCUAAAGCUCAAGUGGACCCUAGAGGGGUCUUUCAAUCUCAUUCAAAAACGCUUAUUUAUUCAGUUUUUCGCGUGGCUUCUUUGCAUAUAAAAAUUAUCCAAUAGCAUUACCCCUAUAGUGACCACUUUUGCAAGCUUUAGUGACCCUUAUACGUGUUUUCCCUUAGUUUGCCCCUAUAGGGACCACUCUGGAGCUCCUAAGUGAAGAUCUUGAAAACUAUAUCAUCAUGAAGGGGAUGCAAAAAAGUUUUUUUCGGGUUAGCAAGGAUUUUUCUCGACUCAUCUUAAAAAAUUCCUUCCCAGUAGAAAAUUAUUGAAAAAGGCUCUAGAAAUGUUCAAAAAUGACAAAUGAUAUAGCUGAUUCACGGCUGGUUUGAGCCAGCGAAAAAAGGGUCCUGACACGAUAACGCACGAGAUAUUGCCUGGAUCGUGGAGAGCGCAGACAGAACACGCCCCCUUAGCGUCCCAAGCUAGCCGUGAAUCAGCUAUACCUAGAGCCUUCCUGAAAACAGAACUAAAAAUACUUAAGUGACCACUUCACAAAAUGAGUAUAUUCCAGGUCUACGAGGACGAGUUCGACGACUUCAAAACGGAAAUUGAGCUGGACGACGACGAGGAGCAAUGGUACUGGGAUAUCCGCGAAAAAAAGUCAAGGCCUAUCAAAAGUCCACAAACCAAGAAACUUGAUUCCUAA
Caenorhabditis auriculariae is the source of this 10268-nucleotide messenger RNA. NCBI's taxonomy places the organism in Eukaryota, Metazoa, Nematoda, Chromadorea, Rhabditida, Rhabditidae. The record is from the annotation of a GenBank genome assembly.